AUGGCACCACAGCAAGACAACGGCAGUAUGAAGAUUCAAUACGUUUUAACGAAAACAAAAGAUGCAGUCCUUCACAUAAUCAAUUAUGAAGAUUUGAUUUUUCAUCGAAAUAAAAACAAACUAAAAGUUGGUGAUGAAGUUUCUUGGAAUGGAAAAACAAGAAAUGAUCGUGGUCGUGGUAAAAUAAUUGUUCUCGGUACAAAGGAUCAAUGUGAAGCAACAAAAACUGUUAUUGAAGAAACUUUACCAUCAUCUGAAUCUUCAUCAACUCUUCCAUCAUCAUCAUCAACAUCAUUGCCUGAACCAUUGGCAGCUGUUGUACGAAAAGGUGCAACCAAAAGAUUAGCGAUUGAUGAUGAUGAUAAUCAUUCGUGUGAUUCAUCAAGUACGAAACGUAAAGUCGUUCAUGUUGGUGGUGAUAAAUCUAAAAAAGUGCCACGUGCUGAUGUUUCAACUGCUGCGCCUAUCAUCUCAUCAACAAUAUCGUUUGUAACUAGAACAUCUUCUAUUCCGGAAGUAGCCAACACAGCACACAUUUUGAAGGAUAUGGAUUGUUCGUCUGAUUCAAACUCAGAAAAAGAAUUAAUUAUUGAUGAACAAAUUGUUGAUGGUCGUGAUGAUGAUGAUGUACAAACUGAUAAUAAUAAUUCAACAAUCCUGAAAGAUAAUUCUACUCAUAUGCAAGCUUCUUGUAAUGAAACAAAGGUACAAAAUAUACACCCGUCGAAAACUUCAAAAUCGUUUCGAGCUUUGCCAGUGAAGAAACCAGUCUCAGAUACAGCUCAUUCUUUGUUAAAGCAACAAUGUCAAAGAUAUUCUGAUCAAAUUGAUUGUUACAAAACAACUUGGAUGCCUAGACCUAGAGAUCCUAAAACGAUAAAAUUUUUCGUCGAAAUGGGACGAUUACUAUCGGGUGAUACUGAUCCAAAUUCUAGUGAUAAAUCUAGCGAAGAAGGUAUUGGUGAUGCUUUGGCCGAUUAUUGUUCGUUGUUAUCGAUAGAUGAAAGUCAAAUCGAUAUAUUUUCACGAUGUGAUUCGAUAACAAAAGCAUGUCGUACAAUUGUAAGUCAUCUUUAUUCAAAAGAAGAAAGAAUUGGCAUGGCAUGGAAAAAUGUUCCAGUUAAAAAGCAAAAUGCAAUCUUAGAUAUGGCUCGGCUUUUGAAUCCGCUUGAACGAGGCAAAUCAGAUGGUGAACUAAUUAAAGCUUGUCGUAACGUUUUUGAAGCUGCUAAUUGUUGUAAAAGAAAAUUAGAACAAGUUGACAUUGUUCGUGAAAUUGAUGAAUUAAGUAGUGAACUUUACAUCGCAAUCAAUAUUUUCAUUGUCAAAAUGUCUCGCUUUGUUCAAUAUCGAAAGAAGCGCAGUAUGAGUACUAAAGUUGCAUUUGGAAUGGAAUUGGCAAGUAUGAUGAAGAGUCUGAAUGAAGGAUCUGAUGAUAAUAUAUCGAGAAGUGCAUCAACCGACUUGAUUCCUGAUGUUGAUAUGACAUCUGCUAGUAAUAACCAGAAUCAAAACAUGACAUCAAUUCCAGCUGUGCCAGAAGGUUCAAUCCUUGACGAUGCUAUACGUCAAAUCGAAAACUCUUCUAAUAACAGUGGUAGACGUGUGGAAGCCAUUGAUAUAUCUGCUGCACUUCUAAUUCUUAAGGCUCGGCAUCGUCUAUCAAAUCGAUGUUUGUCAGAUAUUUUGAAACUAUUAAGAAUUCUUCGGGUGGCUAAUGUACCAACCAGCUUAUGGAAAUCUAGAAAAUUAGUCAAUACUCAAUCUAAUUCCCAUCUCCAUAUGAAGAAACAAUCAAUAUGUCCAUCCUGCAAAGAUACAUCAAGUGAAGUUAAUCGUUGUACUAAAUGUCAUAUUACCUAUCAAACAAUUUUAACAACAUCAUCAAUUUCCAUUUUUUACCGUUUUGAUAUUGGAUCACAAUUGGAGUCGAUUUUGUUGCAUACACCUGACCUAGUAUUUCAAAAUUUUUUAUCACCACCUUCUAAAAGGAUGCGUGAUAUUGUCGAUGGGGUUUUUUAUCGAAAUCAAUUAAAACAAGAGACUGAUCUAUUCAUCACAUUAACAAUGAAUGUUGAUGGUGUGCAGCCAAACAAAGGCUCAGAUAGUUCAAUAUGGCCUGUGUUGAUUGUUGUCAAUGAAAUUCGGCGUAGAAAAAGAUAUUCUCUUGAAAAUGUCAUUCUUGCCGGAGUUUGGCCAGGGCCCAAAAAGCCAUCACGUGAUGAUAUGGCUAUAUUUUUAAAGGGGAUUGUGAACGAACUAAAAUGUCUUGAAGCUGGUCGUAAGUUUCAGUUACGGUCGACUGAUGGUGAAAGUGUAGAAGAAGCUUUUAUCAAAGUUUUUCUUGUAAGCUCGUGUUGCGACAAGCCGGCCCAAUGUUUAGUACAAUGUCUCGCACAGCCCACAGCAAAAUUUGGAUGUGGAAAAUGUGCAAUUCGUGGAGAAACCGUAGAAACUGAAGGUGGUGGUCAUGUAACCAGUUUUAUAAUUAAUGCCGAUGAAACUAUAAAUCCACGCUCAAAUGAUCAAUAUAAUGAACUUCUUGAAACGAUGAAAUUGAACAAUGAAGAAUUAGCUUCGUUAACUACUGAUCGAGAUAUUAAAGCUGCUAAAUUAAGACAUACAGAAAGCCAAAUGGGUUUGAAAGGUCCAUGCUGUUUACGUGAAUUAAAAUAUUUUGACUUUGGACAAUCAUUUGUGGUGGACAGUCUUCACAAUAUUUAUCUUGGCGCUUUUUCGGAUCCCGACUUUAAUGGUUUAAGUACUUGA
This is a messenger RNA of Rotaria sp. Silwood1, 2769 nucleotides long. Lineage: Eukaryota; Metazoa; Rotifera; Eurotatoria; Philodinida; Philodinidae. The record is from the annotation of a GenBank genome assembly.